AUGGUGUGCGGAUCGGAGACUUGGGCAGUAUCAUCUACAGUGAUGGCGAAAAUGGACUGCAUAGAAAGGAAGCUGCUUUCACGACUUUAUGACUACUUUUGGCGUAGCGUAUGUCACUGUGAAGAUCUUUACGCGGAAUUCGAUGUGGUGAACCGAUGGAUGACACGUGGAAUGUGUCAACAUUUGACAUCGCCUUCGAAAGUGACUACAGAAAAUCGUCAUCGCUUCUUUGGUCAUAUAUUAAAGAGACCAGCGGAUCAUCUUGUUCAACGAGUUCUGAGUAGUUUGUCUGGUUCAAGCUGGAAGAGGCCUGCUGGCCGAAAACGGAAGUUCUGGAAUGAGGUGGUGAGAGAGGACCCUAGGAUGCUCGGCGUGGAAAGACAUUUCGGGCGAGACGUAAGGUUUCGCAGAAUAUGGAGUAACGACGAAUGGAUUGAUUCCAAGCAAGCUCUCGCAGGAGAUCGCGAAGGUUGGCCAGAGCUAUGUUCAUGGACACGGAUCUCCCUCACUAGAGGGAUCACAGCCGGUUAG
Messenger RNA from Necator americanus (New World hookworm), 531 nucleotides. RefSeq lists its product as uncharacterized. The record is from RefSeq and is a predicted model, not a curated record. The transcript has a single exon. NCBI's taxonomy places the organism in Eukaryota, Metazoa, Nematoda, Chromadorea, Rhabditida, Ancylostomatidae. Bases 1 to 531 code for a protein of 176 amino acids.